This is a messenger RNA of Salpingoeca rosetta, 4830 nucleotides long. Its product is annotated as GTPase. Gene Ontology annotation, cellular component: endosome; Golgi apparatus. NCBI's taxonomy places the organism in Eukaryota, Choanoflagellata, Craspedida, Salpingoecidae. The record is from RefSeq and is a predicted model, not a curated record. The transcript has 17 exons. The coding region runs from base 38 to 4711 and encodes 1557 amino acids. Gene Ontology annotation, biological process: signal transduction. Gene Ontology annotation, molecular function: protein binding; GTPase activity; GTP binding.
UUUCGCACGCCUUGGAGGGAGAACAACAGACAGAGAGAUGGCUUCGCAACAACAGCCAGAACAGCAGUAUGAACUAUGGUUCAAAAUCCUCCUUGUUGGAGCCGUUGCUGGCAAGACCAAUUUGAUGGUGCGAAUGAUUGAUGACCAUUUUCAAGGUUCCAACAAGCACACCAUGGGCGCCGAUGUUGGGCUCCGACUGCUUGAGUUUCACGGCAAACAAAUCUACCUGCAAUUAUGGGAUACGGGUGCAAACGCUUCGUAUUCGAGUCUCAAGCGAAUUUAUUUCAAACAUGCACGGGGUGCCUUCCUCGUCUACGACGUCACGGAUCGCUCUACCUUUCGCGGAAUUCUUGAAACCUUACAAGCAAUACGCGCGUUUGCGGAUCCCAAGUGCUGCGUGGCCCUGAUUGGAAACAAGUGCGAUCUCGAACACCGCCGAGAAGUGUCGUUUGAAGAAGGCCAGAGGUUCGCGAUGGAGAAUGGCCUCGUGUUUUUCGAAACGAGCGCGAAGACAGGCGAAAAUGUGGAAAAAGCAUUUCAGGAGCUCACAGCUCGCGUGGUGCAUCGGCUCGAAACAGAAGAUCCACCAGCUGCGACACUGCACGACGCUUGCCGACAAGAUACAACAUUCAACAGGUUCAACGCUGUGUCGAGAUUGCUCCACCUUGGCCAGGAUCCAAACAGGCGCGAUAGUCAGGAGAGGCUUCCUCUACACAUUGCGAGCGAAAGCGACGCGUCUGAUGUUGUGCAGCUGUUGCUCAAGCACAGCGCCGAUAUCAAUGCAAAGGAUAAAGAGGGAUGGACGGCCCUCCACUACGCCGCGUUCAACGACCGUGCGGAUGUCGUGCGCAUACUCCUGGAACAGGGCGCUGACACCACCAUCAAGCACCGCUUUCUGUUCGGCAAGACGGCUCUUGACCUCGCUGUCAGCCGUGGGCACAGUGAUGUCAUUAAGCUGCUUCGCAACCCGCAGGCUGUGCAAGCACGACCACCAUCUUCACCACAACCUGCAUCCCUCCAUGAUGCCUGCAAGCACGGUGACACUGCGCGUGUGUCUGCACUCAUUGACAAAGGCAAUGUGGACGUAUCCGAACAGGAUACGCAGAGCGAUACACCGCUGCAUGUUGCCUGCAGGCACAAUCACGCCGCUGUUGUGCAGCUGUUGCUGCAGAAAGGCGCCAACAUCACCACAAAGAAUAACAAGGGUCAGACACCUUUGGAUGUGGCAAAGGCAAGCGGUCACAAAGCCAUUACAUCCAUGACAGCGCUCCAACCCACAACUGCCACGACACCAAGCAGCGACAGCGACCAGCAACCACCUGAAGAUAGAGAUGAGAAGGGAGAUGAAGAGGACCCGGCCACGGGUGAAUUGGACGAUGAGACGCAAGCCAGAUUACAGCAGGAGAAGGCAAAGGAAGCGUACGUGGCAAACGUGAGGCGGAUCAUGCAGGAGAUUGCCGAGCGGUGCGACCAGCAGAUGGCGGGGCGGGCAAAGCUGAACUUGGUUGGCCAGGGCCGUGCGGGGAAGACGACAACGCUCCGCUCUCUUCGGGGCUUGGGCUUCAAUAAGGACGAGCACUCGACCAAAGGCGCUGCAACGCACGACAUGAAUGUCACCGUGGAUUCCAUGGACGUUUACCAAUGGAAGGCUGUGACUGGCUUUCUGUCUGAGGUUGCGCGGAGCCUGCGGGACACGGCGCUGGCGCAGGCGGGCGGUAUGGACGCGGUGAUGCGGAUGAAGAUGGAGGAAGCACAUAGGCUGCGGGAGGAGCGCGUUGCACUGCAGCUCGUCAGCGAGACGGAAGCAGACGCACCGGUGGCGGCCAAAGGGGAUGUGCAUGGUGAUGAAGCUGGUCUUGAUGCAUCCGGUGAGCAGGUGCUGGCGAGCGGCAAUGAACUUGGUGCACAUGUCGUUGAUGAUGACGAUGAUGACGAUGAUGAUGAUUAUGAUGAUGACAGUGACGGUGGUGGAACUGAGACUGCUGAUGCUGCUGAGCCCACAUCAGCGUCAUUGCCAUCGCCACCCGCACUCGCAGCAUCGUCUGCAGUGAUGACUGCCGGUAUGGGAACCGUGCCCAACAUCUCAACUGAGGAGAUUGAGAACGCGAUCAAGGAUCUGAAUCUGGACACGACGUUCGGGGAGGGCAACGCCAGGGUGACGUUCAAAGUAUUUGACCUGGGAGGCCAGUCCACCUUCUACAUUUUCCACCCUUUCUUCCUCACCAAGUACGCGGUGUACCUGCUGGUGUUCUCGAUGGAGGACCUGCUGCACCAAGACGAGAGCAAGCGGGCAGAGACGUGGGAGUUUAUGGAGCACUGGUUGUCUUCCCUCCACCUUCACGCCAAGGGCGCACCCGUCCUCAUCGUUGGCACCUUCGCUGAUGUGGUCAGCAAGCGUAAGCAGCACGAGAACAUCUCGCGUGACAUCUACAGCCGCCUGCGCCACAACCCGGCGUUCCCUGGCGUCAUCCACAACGACAAGCAUGGUCUGUGGUUCUGGCCCGUCGACAACACCAAGUCCAUCCGUGAUCCCAUGAUCCAGGACCUGCGCCAGACCAUCUCCUCCACAGCACUGGCGCAGGAGUACGUGAGCCAGGAGGUGGCUGUGCCCUACCUCCACCUCUACGACAAACUCCACGCCAUCGCCCGCGACGAGAAGCGACCGCUGCUCACCUUUGACGACGUCGUGGAUAUUGCGCGCACGUGUGGGCUGCGCACACGCCAGGAGACAAAAGCCUGCCUGCAGUUCCUGCACCUGUACUCGAUGGUGCUGUACUACGACCACGUGCCAGGCAUGGAAAACUAUGUGAUCCUGAGUCCGCAGUGGGCCGUGGACACGAUGACGCGCGUCAUCCGCAACUUUGACUUGCACCGUGACGAACGUGAUUGGGAGGCGAGGGCCGUUGGUGCGCAGCUGUGGGACGACUUAGUUGAUCGCGGCAUCCUGCACCGUCGUCUGCUGGAGGUGCUGUGGAAGGAUGUACGAGAUGACUUGAUUGAGCCCUUUCUCCAACUCAUGAUGGAGUAUGGGUUGUGCAUGGACUACACACCGCCCAGAUCAGCAGAGAGCAGCGACAGCAGCAGCGACAACUCUGUACAUCAUGAUGAUGAGCAGCAGCGCGAACACCAGCAGUAUCUGGUGCCUGCCAUUCUGCCGAUGGUGUUGGACACGCCAUCAGACCUGCCUUCGUCCGUGACGUUGAGCGUGUGCGCAGCACAACACGUGCACAAGUACGCUGGGCACGAGCCCAACACGGCCUACAUCAGCUUCCGCCUGACCCCGCGUGCUUCCGAUGCCCACGUGAGUGCCGAGGACAUGCAGCGAACAUCAUUCUUUCCCGAAGGCUUGUUUGCCGUGGUGCUGGCCCAUGUCCUGAGAUACAUUCAACCCAGCACCUCAUCCACGCCCAUGUUGAGCCGCACCCACGUGGUUGUGUUUGUUGGCGAAGCCGAGGUUGAGCUGCAGCUUGUGCCGGCUGUAGGCGGGAUCAAAAUCAAGAUUGCACAAGCACGUCCUCGCGCGCUGCUGCACAUGCUUUGUGACAUCAUCGUUGAAGCCAUCAGGCAGCGCUAUCAUGACCUGAAGCCUUAUGUCCUGCUGCCACAUGACGACAAGACGCUGCUGUUCUUUGAGGACGUGCGUCGUCACCACAACAACAAGAGGGCACUUCGUGUUGGCCGCUCACAACUCUUGUCACCCGACGAUCUCAUCGCCAAGUACGGCCCUCUCCUGCCCGUCCUCGGCCUGCAGGAAAAUUACGAUGUCUUCAUCAGCUACAGGCAACGCGGCAACCGAGGUCUGGUGCUGACGUUGCACCCAAAGUUGGAGCACCACGGCUUGGUGGCCUUCGUGGAUGUCAACAACUUGGAAACAGGCGUCAACUUCAAGCACGCGUGCUUGACAGCUCUUCAGCACAGCGUGGUCGCCUGCCCCGUUUUGUCUGUCGCUGCAAUCCAUCAGAUGCGCUCGCUCGGCGACACUGACACGUGCGACAACGUGUUGCUGGAGUGGAUGGCAAUGUUGGAGCUGCAGCAGCUGGCGCACAAGCACCCAGACAAGAUCCGCCUCCGUCGCAUCGUCCCUCUCUUUCUUGGCAGCGGCUGGCACGACAGCAACCAUACCAUGAGUGUGGCGUCGGCGAGCGAGUACGAUUCGCCCGAGUACAUGAAGCGGCUGGCAGAGUCGCUGCCGGAUGUUGUGAGUGAGAAGACUGCAGCAUCCCUCGAUCAGUUCUUCACGCAGGUGCUGCACCUGCCGCCACCACAACAGCACAAGACCGUGCGCGAGACUGUGCUGUCUCUGUUUGACAUUGACGGCGUCAUGUCCUUUCAACGCCGAGUUGACCGAGGAGCGGAUGCGGCAAGGUUUGCAGAGCAAGUGCGCCAAGUUGUCUCGGCUGGAAGCAGUAGCCGAGGUGUGCAGCGGCCCACCCAAACGUCGCAAGAAGCAACAUCGUCGCUCCCUCCGUCAACCCAACCGGCACCUGCUGACGUGUCCACACUGUCUGCCGAUCUCCGUGAGUGGCUGCAAUCCGCUGACCUCCUGGCCAAAGUUGGGCCCGCCCUCAUUGGUGUUGGGGUGGAGAAAAUGGACGACCUUGGCCGAGCAAUGCGGUUGAUGGGGGAUGACUUCAAGGCAGAAAUGAAGGCUGCUGGUGCCAAGCCGUUUCACGUUGCCUGUCUUCUUGAAGCCUUUGAAGCGGAGCAAUGAGGCUCUUGCUCGUGCAUGGUUUAGUGGCGUUUGUUGCUGUUCCUUUUGCUCGCAAGCUUGCAUGUUCAUCACGAUGCUGCCUUGCUUGCUUGCCCUCGUGUUGCGAUCAGAUCAUUGUG